This is a messenger RNA of Mesoplodon densirostris (Blainville's beaked whale), 2067 nucleotides long. RefSeq names its product glial cell derived neurotrophic factor (gene GDNF). Gene Ontology annotation, molecular function: receptor tyrosine kinase binding; growth factor activity; glial cell-derived neurotrophic factor receptor binding. The transcript has 3 exons. NCBI's taxonomy places the organism in Eukaryota, Metazoa, Chordata, Mammalia, Artiodactyla, Ziphiidae. The coding region runs from base 516 to 1151 and encodes 211 amino acids. Gene Ontology annotation, biological process: negative regulation of neuron apoptotic process; positive regulation of branching involved in ureteric bud morphogenesis; peripheral nervous system development. The record is from RefSeq and is a predicted model, not a curated record.
GUGGUGUCUCGUUCGGAUUUCCAGGCCAGACCUCAGCUCCGGCGGCAGCAUCAGCCCGGCGCGUCUCGUGCUCCCAGGCGCUGCGCCCCAAGAAGGCGCAGAGCGCGGCCGCCACCGCUGAACCGGCCGCCGCGCCCCGCGCCCGCGCAGCUCGGGCUAAAAGCGCGGCGCGCGCAGCCCUGUCACCCCCCACCCAAGGCAGCGGCGGCUGCUCGGACCUCGGCUUCUGGGGGUGCGGGGAGCCGGCGGGGGAGCUGUCUGCAUCCCUCGCGCUUCUCGCGGCGGCGGCGGCGGCGGCGGCGGGAGCCUUGGCCGCCGCCUCCUGCGCGCCCUUGCUGCCCCGAGCAACCCCAGGAUUGCGAACUCGUGCCCCUGACCUAUCGGGCGGGGCUCCGCGCUCCUGCCCUCGGCCCGGAUGGGUCUCCUGGCUGGGACUUGGGGCUCCUGGAGUUAAUGUCCAACUGGAGGUCUGCGGAGACCGGAUCCGAGGUGCCGCCGCCGGACGGGACUCUAAGAUGAAGUUAUGGGAUGUCGUGGCUGUCUGCCUGGUGCUGCUCCACACCGCGUCCGCCUUCCCGCUGCCCGCCGGUAAGAGGCCUCCCGAGGCGCCCGCCGAAGACCGCUCCCUCGGCCGCCGCCGCGCGCCCUUCGCGCCGAGCAGUGACUCAAAUAUGCCAGAGGAUUAUCCUGAUCAGUUUGAUGAUGUCAUGGAUUUUAUACAAGCCACCAUUAGAAGACUGAAAAGGUCACCAGAUAAACAAAUGGCCGUGCUGCCCCGCCGAGAGCGGCACCGGCAGGCUGCAGCCGCCAGCCCGGAGGGUUCCCGAGGGAAAGGCCGGCGGGGCCAGAGGGGCCGAAAUCGGGGAUGCGUCUUAACCGCCGUGCAUCUGAACGUCACUGACUUGGGUUUGGGCUACGAAACCAAGGAGGAACUCAUUUUCAGGUACUGCAGCGGCUCAUGCGAUGCAGCCGAGACAAUGUAUGACAAAAUAUUAAAAAACUUGUCCAAAAGUAGAAGGCUGGUGAGUGACAAAGUCGGGCAGGCGUGUUGCAGACCCCUCGCCUUCGACGACGACCUGUCCUUUCUAGAUGAUAACCUGGUUUACCAUAUUCUGAGAAAGCAUUCCGCCAAACGCUGUGGAUGUAUCUGACUCCCGCUCCAGAGACCGCUGUGUAUUGCAUUCCUGCCACAAAGUGCAAAGAAAGGGACCAAGGUUCCCAGAAAACGUUUGCCCGGAGGGGAAGAUAAGGACCAAGGAGGCGAGGAGGAGGCAGGCAGCCGUUGUGGGAGCCUGGCGGAGGGAGACCCAGCGACAGAAAACAGGGCGGGAGAGAGAGAAAACUGCUGUCUGCAUUCUCCCAGAUGGCGGCCAGCGUCACCAGAAGCUCAGGGCUGGUGUCCCUGCUUGGGUGUUGCCGUCGUUUCAUCCGAUACAGUCCACCGUCGCCGGUCACGGGUACAGUUGCGGAUGCACUUGAAACCAAACCAGUGUAUCUCCUGUGGUUUGUUUUCACAUGUCUGGAGACACCGGGGAAAUGGUCCUCCUGGUGUCGUUCCCUGUCAUUACGUUUUACUGCUGAAAGCAAGAAAGGUUUAUUUUUCUGUCACUCAGUGGAGACAUACACCGGCAAGGAGGGAAAAAAAAAAAAGCAAAGACACACACAAGAGGUAGUAACCUUUGCUUUUGAAGGUUCAGGCCUGAGGUUUACUCCAGCCAGCGUUUUGGGGAACAGUGGGUGAUUGAUUUCAAACAUGGUGUGUGAGGUGGGAAGAGGUUGGCUAGGAACCAGAAAGGCUGUCCUCAUGACUAAAACCAAACCUGAAGGUAUUUCCUUUCUGUCCUUGGAAACAGGAAACCAGUUGUGGUUUUCGGCAGCAUUCUUGCAGGAGAGCGUUCGGGGAAGGCCCCCAGCUGCACCGGGGCGGGGAGGUCGCCGGGCUCUCGGUUUACAGAGAGACAAAUGUUACAUACACCCCAGCUCCGUUAUGUGUGGUCACCAGUGACCAGAGAAGCUACUCGAUGCAAUGCAUCUGUUUCAGAUACAGAAGUAUAGAGAAAAUAUUUA